This is a messenger RNA of Anoplophora glabripennis (Asian longhorned beetle), 1863 nucleotides long. Its product is annotated as facilitated trehalose transporter Tret1-2 homolog. Gene Ontology annotation, molecular function: transmembrane transporter activity. The record is from RefSeq and is a predicted model, not a curated record. The transcript has 10 exons. Gene Ontology annotation, cellular component: membrane. Lineage: Eukaryota; Metazoa; Arthropoda; Insecta; Coleoptera; Cerambycidae. Bases 126 to 1805 code for a protein of 559 amino acids. Gene Ontology annotation, biological process: transmembrane transport.
CUUUAAUUAUUAAAAAGGGAAAACAUGUUAAUCUACAGAUAAUCAAAUGGGUAGCUACGCUACUCCGUCCUCAAAGAUCAGACACAACUCUAGAUAUUCGGUUUUACUCUUGAUUCUUGUGAGUUAUGGAACCGAUUGGUGCAAGCUGUAUAAGUCUGUACUGUCCCGAGAAUAAUAUUAGACUAAACGAAAAUGAUGAAAACAUUAAGGAAUUAGUUCAAAGCUGCAAGUCUCUGAGUGAAUAUGAGAGUAAAAGUAUUAAAAGUUUAGUACCGCAGAUAAUAGCGUCUCUAAUAGCGGCCUCCUUCCACAUAGGAAAUGGAAUCUCACUGGCCUAUUCCGCUAUACUAAUUUCACAGCUAGGAAAACCUGAAAGCGAUAUUAAAUCCACGGAAAGUCAAAAUUCAUGGAUGGCAAGUGUCUUAAUAGUGGUUAUACCCUUUUCCUCGGUAUUUAGCGGAAUGAUGAUGGACGGUUUGGGAAGACUGAAUACUAUAAAAAUUGCUGGCAUACCAGGUGUGAUAGGAUGGAGUUUAAUAGCCAUCUCUCCUAAUGUCCCUUGGAUUAUAAUGGGACGUCUUUUGGUCGGAAUAUCAGCAGCAUGGGGCACAAGUCCUGGAAUAGUUUACAUCACCGAAAUAGCUAGCGUAAACCUGAGAAUGUCGUUGAUGGCGAUCGCUCCUGCCUACGUAUCUUUAGGUAUGGUGCUGACAUAUCUCGGAGGUUGGAUCCUGCAUUGGAGGACUCUAGCUUGGAUAAGCAAUAUCUUCAUCGUAGUACCCUGCAUAACUUGUAUUUUUAUACACGAGAGCCCCUCCUGGCUAAUUUGGAAAGGAAAAUUGGACGCGGCCAAAAAAGCACUGGAUUGGAUGCACAAAUAUCAACCCAAUCCGAAAAAUGCGAAAGAAACGUACGCAGACCUACAAUUUAAUCUGCUACAAGAAGAACAGCAAAAGAAAAGGGAAGAAAACACAAACAAUAAUCACAAGGGAGCAAAAGCCAUACUACUUGAAUUUAUGAAACCGACAGGAUACAAGCCCAUAAUAAUACUGAACGGGUUGUUCUUUUUCCAACACUUCUCCGGUAUUUACAUCACCAUGUUCUAUUCCAUUUCUUUUAUUGAGCAAGCAGGCAGCAGUGUGAACCCGUUCCUGGCUUCUAUUCUAAUAGGCGUUGUCAGACUGAUAAUGUCGAUACUAAGUAUUUACAUUUUAAAGACGUUCUGCAGGAGAUCUUUAAUGUUUGUCAGUACCUUUGGUAUGGCCAUCUGCAUGUUCGUCGCUGGACUAUUUACGAAACUGAUACAAGAAAACGCCACAACAAUGAAAUGGGUACCAGUCGCAGCUCUCCUGUACUACGUGAUCACGUCAACCAUAGGCCUACUACCUAUACCGACCAUGUUAAUCGCCGAACUGUUCCCUUUGGAAAUAAGAGGAAUCGGUUACAGCGUGAGCUACAGCCUCAACUGCAUGUUCAUGUUCGCAGCGCUACAAAGCUAUUUCGAUCUAAAUGCGUUUUUCGGCGGUGCCACGAAUCUGCAGUGGUUCUUUGCUUGCAUAUGCCUUGGUGGGCUGGUGUAUUCCUACAUAUUUGUACCGGAGACUUUCGGAAUGACUCUGAAGGACAUCACCGAAUAUUUUAAGACCAACUGGCUUUACAUAGGGUACAAGAAGGCAGUGAAAAGUAAAUCCCAGCGACAGCAGGGAAAUUUGAAAGGUGCUAAAGCGAGUGUGGUAACUUUUGAGAGUAAUGGUGUAAAAGUGGAGAGCGCUAAUGUUACAAAUAAUAAUAAAAUGGUUGUGUAAUAUGUGAUAAAUGUUUUACUGUUAUUUUUGCAAAUAAAUGUUAUACUGUAAAAUAAAA